Prorocentrum cordatum is the source of this 2219-nucleotide messenger RNA. The record is from the annotation of a GenBank genome assembly. Lineage: Eukaryota; Dinophyceae; Prorocentrales; Prorocentraceae.
GUGAAUCCGAACAAGGAAUGUCUUGGGCAAGCCAUCGGGGCUGGUCGCAAUUUUGGCUUAAGGUUUCGAGGGGCCGUCGCCGGCCUCCCAGGGCUCCCCUCUGGCGUCUCUCGUUCCGCUCAGCUCUGCACAUCUGCAGACGGCAUGAUGCGCCUGCGCACGUCUCACAGCGUCGGCGCGCUGCUCUUGCUGCUGGCAGAGCUCGGCGCCCCGAGCGCCGGGUCGCCGGCGAGCGGGACGCUGGCCCGCCCGAGGGGGGAGGGCUCGGCGAGCGGUCGCCCUCGCGAGCCGCAGGCCGAGUUCGGGAGGCGCUUGUCUACCAGCGGCGCGCAGUUGCUCAAGCUCAUGGCGGGUGAUGGGGUCGACAACGACCAGUUCGGUGGGUCGGUUGCCGUGAGCUCCGACGGGGCCCGCGUGGUGGUGGGGGCCGUUUACUUGUACUACGAUGACGUUCCCAUCACUCAUGGCUCCGUGUACGUGCUCGACGGGGCCACCGGCGAGACGCUGCUGAAGCUUGUGGCGAGUGAUGGGGCUGCAAACGACCGGUUCGGUUCCUCGGUAGCCGUGAGCUCCGACAGGGGGCCGCGUGGUGGUGGGAAACGACGAUGACGACGACCAGGGCACCGGUUCCGGCUCCGUCUACGUGCUCGACGGGGCCACCGGCGAGAGGCUGCUGAAGCUUGUGGCGAGUGAUGGGGCUGCUUUCGACCGGUUCGGUGCGUCGGUUGCCGUGAGCUCCGACGGGGCCCGCGUGGUGGUGGGCGACACUUCCGGCUCCGUGUACGUGCUCGACGGGGCCACCGGCGUGAGGCUGCUGAAGCUUGUGGCGAGUGAUGGGGCUGCAGACGACGGGUUCGGUGUGUCGGUUGCCGUGAGCUCCGACGGGGCCCGCGUGGUGGUGGGAAACGACAAUGACGACGACCAGGGCGCCGGUUCCGGCUCCGUGCACGUGCUCGACGGGGCCACCGGCGAGAGGCUGCUGAAGCUUGUGGCGAGUGAUGGGGCUGCUUUCGACCGGUUCGGUGCGUCGGUUGCCGUGAGCUCCGACGGGGCCCGCGUGGUGGUGGGGGCCUAUGGUGACGACGACCAGGGCGACACUUCCGGCUCCGUGUACGUGCUCGACGGGGCCACCGGCGAGAGGCUGCUGAAGCUUGUGGCGAGUGAUGGGGCUGCAGACGACCGGUUCGGUUCCUCGGUAGCCGUGAGCUCCGACGGGGCCCGCGUGGUGGUGGGGGCCUUCCUUGACGACGACCAGGGCACCAAUUCUGGCUCCGUGUACGUGCUCGACGGGGCCACCGGCGAGAGGCUGCUGAAGCUUGUGGCGAGUGAUGGGGCUGCUUUCGACUUCUUCGGUAUGAAGGUGGCCGUGAGCUCCGACGGGGCCCGCGUGGUGGUGGGGGCCUUUUAUGACGACGACCAGGGCUACAAUUCAGGCUCCGCGUACGUGUUCGACUUCACCGAGGCAACAACUGAGACGACCACCGCGACGACCACCAAGACGGCCGCGACGACCACCGAUACGGGCACGAGUUCCGCGACGUCAAGCACUACUACCGUCACCACCAAGACGGCCACGACGACCACCGAUACGGGCACGAGUUCCGCGACGUCAAGCACUACUACCAUCACCACCAAGACGGCCGCGACGACCACCGAUACGGGCACGAGUUCCGCGACGUCAAGCACUACUACCAUCACCACCAAGACGGCCACGACGACCACCGAUACGGGCACGAGUUCGGACACGUCAAACACCACAGCCACCACCGAGCCAUGGGGAUUAAUUGCGGUCUUCGCUGGUGUCUUGAUCUUCUUCUUGUUGAUCUUGUUCUUGGUCUGCGGCGUCGCGCUGGGCUGCCUGGUGGGGCUCGAGUGUCUUUGCCGUGGCAGGGGCCCAACACCCCAGCGCGGCAUUCACAACGCGGAGGUUGAGGUCAACUAGUCGGAGCAGGACGCGGAGAUCGAUGAGCACGAGUCGGCGCAACGUGUUUAGCACGACGCGGAGCCUGUAUCAUCAGGCAAGGCUUGCGCGCACUCCUGAUUUUCUCCUCCAGGCCCCACAGUGCUGCGUGCUGACGCGCGCCCGGGGGGCCACAGACGAUGGCGGCCAGAAAGCUCGCUCUGCCUGACGUGCUGCCCCAAAGCUGGAGGCGUCGGGGCUUACGUAUGUCGACCCGCGGCGCGUCCGCUGCCAGCAUUCAACGUUGGACGCCGCUGGC